Messenger RNA from Xyrichtys novacula (pearly razorfish), 6689 nucleotides. NCBI's taxonomy places the organism in Eukaryota, Metazoa, Chordata, Actinopteri, Labriformes, Labridae. The record is from the annotation of a GenBank genome assembly.
CAGAGGCCGCAUCUUUUCCUCAAUGUCAGUAGAGGGCGCUAAAAAUACCAUCUCUAUUUGUUACCUCAGAAAAUCAACGACGAAGAAUUAGCAGUAGCGUGGUAAGGAAAGCUAAGAAAAGCUAACCAGCUUGUUCGUAGUUGGAUAAUGUGCAGCUAAAUCUAACGGGAUGUCUAGAGCCUCCAAAGUGGUUCUGGGACUUUCUGUGAUUCUGACUAUAAGCACUGUGGCCGGCGUGCACCUUAAACAGACCUGGGACAGAGAGGUGAGCCAAACGGAGCCGGUUUAACUGUACCUGAGCUAAUGUUAUGCUAACAGCAGUAGAGGGAGUCAUUGGGGUCACAGGGGCUUGACGAGCUGUUCUGAUGUUUUUUUAAAAAGUAUAGUGGUGUGCUGUAUCUUAUGGAAACGUUAAAGUGGUCAAGUUUUUAAACUGAAUUUGAUAAAUCAUUUAACAUUGUCUUGAGUGUGAUCAGACGCUAUUCACAGAAGCUAGCACGAGCUUCCGGCGCAGUUUUCCAAAAUAAAAGCGUUGGACAUCCGGCCGACUGCUGCUCAGUGUUUCAGAUUUUAUUUCAGUUGAAGAAACAAUUAUUCAUAGCCCCUGCGUCAAAAUUCAAUGUGGUUUUUACUUAUCAAUUUAUUUAUUUAUUUAUUUUACCAACAAUUAGAUUCUUGUAAAACAAAGGUAACAGCCUGCAUAAAUAAGCUGAAUAAAAGUGCAGAGGAGUCUCAUCAAGAAGUUUCAACAUUUAGGAUAAAAAUGUGACGCCCCAAAUGGGAUUACAAUCUUUCAUGAUUGAUUAUUAAUAUAAAUACUGUGUUAUUGUUGAAUUCAAAUUAUUUUGAUGUGAACAUGAUUAUCACUAAGACUAAUCCUCUGUACCCAGGGUGCACCACUCAAUCAUGAAACAUGCCCUGCUAGAUGUUUUAUGUUCUGUUGGAUAAAACUUUGGAGCUCCUGUGAGAAUCUUUGACUGUUUUUUUUCCCCAUUUUGAUGCCUUAUGUGGACAACACAGUCUUUGCUGAUUUGUCCUCCAUUAGCUUCAGUGGUGACUUUUGUUUGAUAAAUCUGAUUCUGAUGUCUUUUUAAUGAUAAAAUGUUUCACUUAUAAUGAAUAUUAAAUGUGGAAGACAUAAAAACAGAGCUGUCUUUUUAGUUGCUCAGCACCUUCCCCCCUCAUUCUGGUUUUGGGCAUAAGAAAUUAAAAUAUAAACUAAGGUAGAAUAAACAAUAGCUUUAGUUAGUCAUGAUAGACUGCAGGGUUUUGUUAAUGUGUUAAUGCAGAUGUGACCCUGGGUGACCUGACACACCAAGACCUGUGACAAAAACUCAGUCAGUCCAGGCUGGUCAUACUCAUAUGUUUCUUGUGGUGCAGCGUCUCCACGAGGGCGUAAUCAGAGAUCUGGAGCGCCUGGAGAGGAAGAAGGCGAAUCUGCGGCUGCUGGAGGAGCAGAGGACUCUGACCAGACAGCUUGAGGAGGAGAGAAGCAGAAAAGCAGAGCUCCGCUCCCAGGACCACUGAGACAGGUCCCUCUCACACAGCGUGUCCAGGUGUGUCCUGUGACUAAGGCUCAGGAAUGGACAGCAGCAGUGAGCCUCUGGGAGGAGGCGAGGAUGAGGCGGCAUGCACAUCAGCCUCGGAGGGUCUGGAGGAGGGUGAGGUGGAGGGAGAGACUCUGCUGAUCGUUGAGUCUGAGGAUCAGGGCUCAGUGGAUCUGUCACAUGACCAGAGCGGAGACUCUCUGACCAGUGACCUGGGUGAGGAGGUAGACGGAGGCUGGGCCUGCGAGGACAUGAGCUUCUACUGCGACCGCUGCCACAUGUGGGUCUCUGCAGGUAAGACAUUCAAUCGCACGGCUCCAUUUUACCACCUCAACCCCAUCAGUUUGAAAGAUGUGUUUGUUGAAGCUAGUUUGUUGUUGGUUUGUGUUUGGUUCAGUGAGGUUAGUUUGUUUUUGGAUCCGUGAAGUUGAUUUAUUUUUUGUUUAGUGAUCUUGUUCUUUUGUUUUGUUUUGUUUUUAGAUCAGUGAAGUUAAUUUGUUUUUGGUUUAGUAAAGGUAGGUCAUGUUUGAAUGUUCUGAUGUUAGUAUGUGUUUAGUUUAGUGAAGUCCGUUUUUUCUUUAGUGAAGGAAGCUUCUUUUUUGGUUCUCUGUUUUCAGCUCAGCUCCGUGGAGAGCAGCCCAGCUACCUGAAAGGAGAUAAUUUCUUUAAAUUCAUCUGCCGUGACUGCUCCGAGGAUGGCAAAGAGAGCUUUGAGAGAAUGAGACUCACCUGGCAACAGGUAAAAAAACAUUCAGUUGUAUUUUUUAAGCACAGUAGUGCCACUGUUACUUAUGAAGCCUUUCUUUAUGGACAGAAACACUCACCCACCUCACUUAUCACAACUCAUGUAGACAUAUUCAUCCCCUGUCCUUAGGUGGUGAUGUUAGCGAUGUACAACCUGUCUCUGGAGGGGACAGGUCGUCAAGGUUACUUCAGGUGGAAAGAGGACAUCUGUGCUUUUAUUGGCCGGCACUGGAACUUCCUGCUGGGAACAAGGUCACUUUAUUUCUUUUGACACUGCGUGACAGUACUUGCGUUCAAUUGGACUUGAAGCUCGUUGUGGCUCUUACUGAUCUUUUUCUUCUUGUCUAGACCUUUGCUUGUGUUGUUCUUCUUCUUGAAUGUACGCUGUUUGGAUAAAAGUGUCUGCUCAGUGACAUUGCAACGAUUCUUGAAAUUCCAAUUGACUUAAGUGCAGUGAAACUGAGACUCUGGGGGCAGAUAUUACAGAGAUACUGAGUCUUGGUAGAGGCAGAGACUCAGUUUGUGAAUAAUCUGAUGACUUACCUGUCCCUCUAUCUCUGUCUCUGUUCCUGUCUCUGUCCCUUACCUUCUGUGCAGGAAGAAGACAUCCACCUGGUGGAGCACAGUGGCUGGCUGUCUUUCUGUCGGCAGUCCCACCUUCUUCCGCUCUGGAGCUCAGGAGUUUGGAGAGCCUGGCUGGUGGAAGCUGGUCCAGAACAGACCUCCAACUCUGAGGCCUGAGGUGGACAAAUCCACGACCAAGACCAAAGGUAAAGUUACAGCAUUAUGUGGUAUGAUGGGAAGUGACAUGAUACAGUCCAACAGGACAUAAUAUUAUCAAGUGCGCCAUGAUCUGAGGGGUCCCUGCCGGUGUCUGACUCAGUGCUGAUGUUACCCUCCUGUCUCUAUAGUCUCUAAGCCAUCAGUGGACCCCAUCAUCACAGUGGAGGGUCUGAGGAAACGUGGCGCCAGAAACCCUGUGGAGAGCGCCAUACAGCUGAAGGAGAAACGCUCUCGUACACAGGAAGCCAAGGACAUCCGCCGAGCCCAGAAGGAGGCAGUGGGCGGGUACACUGACCGCAGCACCUCCUCCACUCCUGUGAAACUAGGGGGAGGGCGCGGGGGAGGCGCUGGACGUCGACCCGACCUGGUCCUUGAGAAAGGAGAGGUCAUCGACUUCUCCUCCCUCAGUUCGUCAGACCGCACCCCCCUCACCAGCCCGUCUCCAUCACCCUCACCUGACUUCUCUGCUCCAGGGACGCCAGCCUCUCACUCAGCCACACCCAGCCUGCUGUCAGAGGCCGACCUUAUCCCAGACCCCAUGCCGCCGCAGGCUCUUUUCCAUGGUGAGAGAGCAUCCAGAGGAUUUUUAACAAACUGGACUAAGGUUUUUCCCUUUUCAAUCUUUAAGAGCUUAAUAACCUGUUUCUGUUUCUAACGCUAGACGACGAGGAGAUGGAGACCGAAGGGAUGAUCGACCCUGGGAUGGAGUACCUCCCUCCUCCCAGUGCCAGCCUUGCUGCCCGGAAGAAGUUUCGCCCAGCCCCACCUCACAUUAAAUGUGAAGCAGAGAGUGAGGAGGAUGAGGGCCAUGAACGAGAGGAGGACUUUGGGGAGCCGGCUGGACAAGGUGAGGCUCCGCCCCUCUCUGCUGGAGGGUGUGUCGGGGCUGGAGGACCCGAGAGAAGAAGAAUAAAUCACCCUGAGAAAGCAGACAGAGGGGGCGGAACCAGUCAAACGCCUCGCUUCAGCCUGCUCAGUCUGUAUGAGGAGAGAAUGCUGCUGCGGAGGCUGGACGCCUGCCCACUUGCCCUCGCUGUAACCCCUCAGGCCAAACGCCUCCACAGGAAGCUGCUGGUCCGUCAGGCAAAGAGACAAAGAGGGCUCCCCCUGCUGGACAUUGACCGCGCUGUCAGCGCCACCCUCACCCUGGUGGGAGGAAUCUAUGGCGCUCAAGGGGGGGGGGCACUGGUGAGAGGAGGCAUUGUGGGAAAAUACUGCACCAAUAGCCAGGAGCUGCGGAUUCUGGAUCGCUUUCAGGUAACUUCAACCCUGAGACAGAUUUACCUCCAAAAUUUACACUUAUGUUUUAAAAUAAUUCUGACCACCAGAGAAAUUAUUUUCCUCUGCAGACCAACUUUGGCAGCAGACGAGGCAUCUCUGUGUCUUCUGUGUCUUUCUGGCAUCGUCUGAUGGGAGCAGAUGGAAGUUUGGACCAGAGCAUCAAGAGCCCGUACACAUCACGCAUCCUCAAACCGUACAUCAGGUAAAGAUGUUACCAAACCCUGACACCUGAGAAUAAAGACCCAAAACAUAUGCAGAUACAAAUGUAUUAUUUCCACUGAAAUAAAGCUGUAAAUGUACCAGAUAAAAGUUGUUUUAUAUCUUGAAGUUUAACACUCAAAUCUCAAAAAUUUCCAACUAUGAUUUAGUGAAAUCUUGAAUGAAUGCCUUUCUUGUUCAUUUAUGACUGUUACAUUUCUAAGUCAUUUUUUUUAAAUUAACAAGUCAAGUCUUGUAAUUUUACGACUUUAUUCAAGCAGAUAAAUGUGUAUUAAUUUACAGGUUGAAUUUUUAGAGCUCUAAGGCCAACCAUAACUUGAAAUCAUGACUCCCUUUUCUCAUAAAUGUAUAAAAUGGAUUAGUUACAUGGUAAGUGUUUGACUUUGAUCUUAGAGUCUCAAACUUCUCUUAGAUAAACUCUGUUGUGAUGAUUGUGGUCGUUAUUGUGUCAGACAGUGUGUUUGUGUUUUUCUUCAGGAGGGACUAUGAGAGUCGUCCGGUGAAGAUGAGGUUGUUGUCAGAGAUCAGGGCACAUUGUCACAGGAAUGAUCCUGAUUGGCUCCCUGAACCCUCUGCCCCCAUUGAUUAUUGCUAUGUCCGGCCGAACCACAUCCCCUCUGUCAACACCAUGUGUCAUGACAGCUUCUGGCCGGGUAAGACUGAUUCCUUUCCUGACUCUAGACCCCUUGAGUCAGUCUCUGCCAACAGCCCACCUCUGCUCCUGUCUCUGCUGACUGUUUCUGUCUCAUCAGGGGUGGAUCUGUCUGAGUGUCUGCAGUACCCGGACUUCAGUGUGGUUGCUCUCUACAAGAAGGUGGUGAUUGGGUUUGGGUUCAUGUUGCCUGAUGUGAAAUACAAUGAGGCCUACAUUACCUUCCUCCUGGUCCACCCCGAGUGGAGGAGGGCCGGGAUCGGGACCUUCAUGAUCUACCACCUGAUCCAGGUGAGGCCUAGAGGACAGAGAGGAUGUACAGCUGAGGUUACAGUGGUGUUCUCAUUUUGCUGCAGAUAAAAGUCUUGUUGCUGUAACUUUUAUUCCCCUAACUGAUCCUAGUGGUGUUUUCUAUAUGUAUGUAUCAUCACAUACUGUUCACCAUGGACCUCUUAUAUACCUUACGGUUUCCGACUCAUCUCUACUCUCUGUGUGGUCAAGUUGGCUGGUCUGCUUUGUGUACACAUCGACUGAAUCACUUCAUGUCCUUAUCGACACUUAUCGAUGAAGGAUUCAAACAGUGCACACAUUUUUCAGUGUAAACUUAUGACUCUAUUGCUGAUGCUGUUUCAGACAUGUAUGGGCAAAGACGUGACGCUGCAUGUGUCGGCUAGUAACCCUGCCAUGCUGCUCUAUCAGAAGUUUGGCUUCAAAGCAGAAGAGUACAUCCUGGACUUCUACGAUAAAUACUACCCGGUGGACAGCACUGAGUGCAGACACGCCUUCUUCCUCCGACUCAGACGCUGAGACCCGCAGAGUCCAAAAGUCUUCCUACAGGACCCACAGAGUUUAUAUCCAGCUGAACAUCACCCAGCCUGCAGCACAGUGCCCGGUCUGCAGGCACCAGGACAGGGACUCAACUCUGAGUCUGAAGGAAACCAGGAUGCUGACAAAGUCUCAUGGAUUGUUAUCUGUCACCACAGUGAGACUGUACAGAACCAGAACAUUAAACUGAUUUAUGGGUAAAUUUAGCAGCUUUUCAUCUCUGUCUCAUGCUCGUACUUUUUGUUCAUUCAGUCAGUGUUUUUUUCACCAUCUGUGUCUGAAUGUUUCUGAGAUAUUAAAACCAAUAUAUAUUUCACUACAGAAGCUCAGGAAAUCUUUUUGGGCACCGACUUUUAAUGUCUGUUGUUAGCUUUUAGGUCAUGAUUCAAACUAGCCAUCUGACAUGACAAAUGCGAAAAUGUUUUGCUAGCAUUAAUGCAAGUCACGAAACAAAUUAAGUUUACGUGUUACCUAACAAAGUCUAGCAUGACCACAAAAAGUCCCACAAAAAAUCGAAUACCCUGCUACUGAAGUUGACCUAAUUUUUCAGGGAAUUUUUUUUUAAUUUAGAAAAUACUUUUUGCCAAAUUUUUAUCAAACAGUUCAUACAUUUUUUUCAUUAUUACCUAAUCCCCAAA